Paramecium octaurelia is the source of this 8084-nucleotide messenger RNA. Lineage: Eukaryota; Ciliophora; Oligohymenophorea; Peniculida; Parameciidae. The record is from the annotation of a GenBank genome assembly.
AUGGGAAAGCAAGUAAACACAAAGGAGUUGCGAUUUGUGUAUUAUGUUGAAUUCCUAGUUAUUUCAUAGAAAAUUGUUCAUUAUUUUAUUGUUUAAGCUUGUUCAAAUUAUAUAGAAGUCUAAUUAGAAAUGGACAACUUAAACUAUGAAGGCAAAUGGUGUUUUCACUAUUUGUACUUCACUGAUGAAACAGAAUUAGUAGUAGGAGUGGAAUGUGAGAAUUAGCUUGAAACUAAAACUUUCUAAAGUGAUCGUAAUUGUUUUUAAGACUUAAUACUUAUUCAUGGAUAGAAUACUUAAGUAAUUUAUGUGAAUUUAUAUUAGAUGCUAAAGGCUAGCACGGAAUAAAAUCUAAUGUUGAUUAAUUAUCCUGGCAAGGUGAAAUUAUAUUAAUUAACUAAUAUAUUGCUUUUAACAGAAUAUAAGGAGGAUUUUCUUUUAGGAAUAAAUGAAAAACUCAGUUUUAAUCCAUUAAUUUCGUAUUUACAAUACUCAUCCUUUAAUAAAAAUAAUAUUAUUAGUUAAUUUUAUUAUAAUAGAAGCUAUGAUAUUAAGUUUUGGUCCAAAAUAAACAUUAAAGAGGUUAAUUAAUAAUAAAUAAGUAUUCUAAAGAUUAAACCUCAUAAUUUCUAAUAGAACCUAAAUAUCUUUUUAUUAACUUAUAUAAAGAAUUAAGAAUAAUGGUCUUAUUCUAUUGAAUAUUACACAUAUAAUUACCCUUAUGUAUAUAAUGAAAAUUUAAUAAAUACAUUUAAAAAAAGCUUCGCUUAAAACAUAGAAGAAGAACUUAUUACAUAAUGGCAUCUCAUAGAAAUAACUUAUGUUAUGAAUAUUUUAGUUUUUAAAUUAACUAGUUUUAUGUCAAACUUAAAAUACAAUUUAAAAUUCUAAGAAAUUUAUUAAUUUUCAGAUAUCCUUUUAGAGUUUUAAUUUGGCUUUAGUGAUACUUAAAAAAUAAAUUAUGAAGGUGAAAUAGCAUAAUUCAAUUAUUUCAAUUUUUUAAGUCCUAUCAAUCAGAUGAACGAUUUAGAAAGACAAUAAAAUUGCCAUCAUUCUUGUUUUAAUUGUUGGGGUCCUUUUAAUAAUCACUGUUUAUCUUGUCUAGAAUCAGAUAAUCGGAUUUAUGAUUAGAAAACAAAUUCAUGUCAAUGUAAACUAUGGUAUGUGGAGGAUAAUUAAUCGAAAUGCUAUGGAUCUGCUGAUAUGAACCUUAAAUAGACUUUCAAUUAUUUACCUGAUAACAAUAUAUAUGAAUCUGAAGAUUCAGAAGUAAUUUGUGCUAUUGGUUAUUUUAAGUAUAAAGAUACUUGCAUAUAAUGGUAUUUAUUGUAAAUGUAACUUAGUCCUUCGGCUUCAUAAAAGGGAAUGUUAAAUUGUUUAGCAUGCAUAUAAGAUCCUGAUUAAUGGAUCUAUAAAGGUAUUUGUGAGGAAUAGUAUCUUCAAUUUAAAGGUUCUUAGAAUAAUGUGUAUUAUAGUACUUUAAAUGAAAAAGUAUAGACAACUUAAUUUUUUGUUGUCAACGAAGAAGUAGUUGGUUGUGAUGGAUGCGAUCGUUGUACAGAUCAAGAUAUUUAUGAAAGGUAUAUUGAUUGCAUUUUAUACCCUGAUAAACACUUGGAUUAAGAUGUAUAUAUUACUUGUUAUUUUGGUGUCUUUUAGAAAGAUGUAAAAAAAUGUCUUGAAGUUUAAUAAGAAAAUCACAAUGGUAAGUCUUAAUGCUCAACAACUUGUGGGUAUUGCCUGUUUAAACAAUGUUUGUAUUGCAAAGAUUCUUAAAAAUAUUUCAUGGAUGUUUAAAACAAUUGCAGAACAUGUGAUCUAUAAAACUGCAAAUAUUGCUUCUAAUAUAAUAUAUUUGAUAAGAACUAAGUUUCAGUUCAGUUAGAAGAUAUUACUCAGAAUCAAGAGGAUUAUGUUGUUGCUUGUUCAUUGUGUUUUCCAGGCUAUAUAUUUGAUUUUUCAAUUAACUAAUGUGUUGAAUAUACUCCUAGUAAUUAAUGUGUAAAUGGUUUCAUAUCUGAAGAAAACUAAUUUUUAUGUACUUCGACUCUCUUAUCCAAAGAUGAGAUCCAAAGAGACAUAGCUAUUCAGUUUAAUAAUUGUCAGCAUUAUUAUUCGAAUUGUUCAAAAUGCCUUUAAGAUUUUAAUGGAAAUAUCCAAUGUGUAGAAUGUGUUUAUGGAUACUUCUUGAAUUUUUUAAAUGGGAUCUGCUAACAAUGUUCUGCUCACUUUGAACACUCAGAGGUCUGUGUUAUGACGACUUCAUAAUAUGAUGAUUGGAAAUAUCAAGUCCAGAGUUUUUAUAUAAAUUUCAAACCCAAUAAGAUCCCUAUUCUUAUUUAAGGAAUUUAUUAUAUAUAAUGGUAUGAGAUAUUGAAAUGCGCUGAUGGCUACUUACAAAUUGGUAUGACUUGCAAUCAACUUUCAAAACAAGAUUGUCUUCAAUAUGAUAUACCCAGCUAAAUUUGUAUCACCUGUAAAACAAGUUCUGAUGUUAAUCCUAUUUUAUCCUACUUCAAUAAUUAAUGUUAAUAAUGUCCAUAUCCAUGUUAGGUAUGUUAAAAAAUCUCUUUAGAUUAAAUAUAAGCUAUUAAUCCUUACUUUAUAGUGAAUGAAAAAUCUAUAAAAUAAACGUACUUUUGUGUAUUCAAUUACAAUGAAGAUUAUACAUACAUUGAGUCCCAUACAGGAUAAAUUAAAGGAAGGGAUUCAUCUAAACGAAGAUAUAACCUACAAUUAGAACCCGAGAGUUUUCCAACCCUUCAAAAUCCUAAUAAAUAAUUUGAUGACCUAAAUAAUUAUUUAUAAAAAGUCAAACCUGACCUUUAUAUUUACAAGUUUAACAGUCAAUGUGAUUCACACCCUAUAAAUUAUAGAGAACAAAUAUUUUCUUUGAGAAAUCAGACAUUUCUUUACAAUGGAUAUAAUGACAGUUAACAUGAAAAGGAAUUCGAAAUUGUUAAUUAGUCCACUGUUAAUAUACAGAAUCUUAGAAUUUUUUAUCAAUCGAAUACAUUCUUCAUACAUUCCACAUUUGGGGUUUCAAUAUUUUUUAGCAAUAUCUCAAUUUCCAAUUUAGAGUUAAAAAAAACAAUUUUUUAAAUUGAAUAAGCAACUAAUGUUUAUAUUAAUACAAUUUUGUUAUCUAAUAUAACACUAUUAAAUUCACAUCUAUUUUCAUUUAAUCAUUAUCAAAGCUAAUCAACCAAAAAACUUUACAUCCACAUAGAUAAUAUCAUAUUGGUUGAUAGUAAUUUAACAAAUUCAUCAAUCAUAUCCUUUAAUACAUUAAGUGAUUCAGAAUUCGCAUCCCAAACAGUAAAUUAGAUCACAGUGAUCAAUACCUACUUCUAGAAUUCUUCAAUUAUAACAAUUGAUUCUAUAACUUUUAAUUCAUACUAUUCAGCUGAAAGGAUUACAUUUGAGAAUUCUACUAUCUUAAAAAGUGCUCUAUUUAAAAUUCCGAUUUCUAAAAUAGUCUUUAUAUCAAAAUUAGAUAUCGUUGAAUGUAAAAUUUCUGAUAGCAUUGUCAUAAGUGUUGCUUCAUCAUUUUCAAUUUAAAAUGUUACCAUUCACAAUAGUGCAUUUGUAAAAAGUAGCUUAAUCAUAUUCAACCAAUAAUUUGCAAAAAAUGGAUUUAAUCAUUCAAUUUCUAAUUUAACAUUAAAUACAUUAGAUUUUUGUGGAGGAGAUUUCAUUUCUAUUAAGAAUGAUAAAGACCAAUAAGGAUUUAUAAAAUUGCAAGAUUUGGAGGUAAAAAACAUAUCAUCUUCUUGUUAAAACUCAUGCAAUACAAGUUAAUGUAUAUUUACAUAUAGCAGCCAUACUAUUUUAAUUGAAAAUGUACAAAUUAAGAAUAUCUAUGCUUUGUAGUAUUUUUGCCUGUAAAAAUUUACUAAAAUAACAAUUAAUAAUUCAAUCAUAUAAGGAAAUAACUUAUUUUCUAAUUCUUUAAUGCCAUCUUAGAUUAAAUAGCUCAAAACAUCAAUAAAUACAAGGUUGCAAAGUUGUGGAGUAUUCUAUAUUCAAGAUUUUGUGACUAUUGAAUUCAAUAAUGUUUAAAUCGAAAAACAUUUUAUUUUAAAUUCAGCACUUAUUUUGUUGAUUUCAAAAGGACAAGCCCAAAACAAUUAGAAAAUAAAUAUCAACUCUUUGUAACUUUAUAACAAUUAUUUGAUCAAAACAGAAAGUACUUAGUUUGCCAGUCUAUUAUAUAUAUACUCAGAGUAUUUUUGUGAGACAGUUAUUAACCAAUCUUCAUUUAAGAAUAACUUGAUCCUUCAUUUCUUAGAAGAUUAUUCAUUUAUAUCUCCUGGACUCAUUUAUAUCGAAGUUUAUUAAUAGAAUAUAUAUAUGGAUGGCAACAUUAUUUAUUAAAACACAAUUUUAAACACUACGAAUUCUCUUAUUUAUUUGAAUUCCAAUUAAGUGAAGAUAAAGGAAAUGAGAGUAUAAUAUAUUAAUUAUGACCCAAAUCAAUACAAUUAAGAUAUUUAUAGUAAAUCAAUCGGUGGAGUAAUAUAUGCGAAAACUGAAUUAUUUGUAAUUGAUAAUUCCGUUUUCUAAAAUUUGUAUGCUUAUUAAGCAUCUUGCUUCUUUUUGGAAUUAACUAGAUUAGGAAAUGUAGAUUUGAGUAAUAUUUAUAUUGAGAAUGCGACAAGUUGGUCAAAAUAAUAAGAUUACGCAAUUGGAGGAUGUUUAGGUGUUAAUUCAAUUAACUCAAAGCUAAAUUUAAAUUUGAAUAGCAUAAAAAUAAAAAAUUGUAAAAGUAAAAACUAAAAUGGCUUUUUGUAUUUGAUUCCAUCGACGAUUAGCAAUGAUGUAGUGUUAGAUGAUAUAAUAUUUACAAAUGUGUUUUCUUAGAGCAAAAUUUUGUUUGAGUUUGAUUUUUAAGGUAAUACUAAACUCAAUAACGUAAAAUUAUCAAAUAUCAUUAUUAACCUUGAUGAAAUUUAAUAUUACUAGAGCUUUGGUAAAAUUCUUGAAUAGACUAACUAAACCAGAAAUGGGAUUAUAUCAAUUUUUAAUAGGUAAUCUUUUAGUCUUAAAUUAGUAAUAUAUAAAUAAAAAAUCUAUAUUUUGAGGGGAUUGCCACUCAAAAGAUCUUGACUCUUCAAUUUUCCAAUGCAAUUUUGUUAAGCAAUCUGUACUUCAACUAAGUAAAUGCCUUUAGUGAUGAGCUUAUUGCAAUAUCAAAUAGAGGACUCAUCCUCUCUGAAAAUUCUUUCUUGAAAGAGAUUUUAAAUAUAGCUAUAACGAAUAUAACUAUUUAUAAAUCUUAGUUUUCAGAGAAGAAUAUUGAUAAUUUUGUAAGUAAUUCAUUUUUAAGCAUAAUUAUUGCAAAUAUCUAUUAAAAUUAAAAAGUAAAAUUAUUUUUAACUAAAAUAUACUUAAUUGAAAAUUAAUGCCAAACAUGUUUGUAAGGCUUAAUUUAUAUACAAUUAGAGCAAAAUGUUAAAAAGUGUCAAAUUUCCGAAUUUGUUCUAUAUGAUAAUUAUUGUGGAGAAUCUAAUUGUUUAUUUGUAAAUUAAAGUGUGAAUCUUGAAAUGAGAACUAGUAUGUUAAUUUAAAAUAUUGGUAAAACUAAUGGGACAAUGAAUUUAUAGAUCGAUUAAUUUGCAGGUAAGAAUCUAUUGUAUUUAAAUAAUAUUGGUACUUUUGGUGGAGGCCUUUAUUAUAAAUCCUCUAAUGAGUUAACAAACCUGAAAAAUAUCUAAUUCAUAAAUAACUCCGCUGAUUCGGGUGGAGCAAUGUACAUUGAAGAUACUAGAAUAUCUCCUUUUACUUUAUCAAAUCUUUUUUUUAUUGAUAAUAUGGCUAACAAUUUAAUCUCAAAUGUAAGGGAGUAACCUAGUCACUUAUAAUUAUCUCUAUUUGGGUUGAAGAUAAUGACAAUAAGGGAUGUAAAUUUAGGAUAACCAAAUUUAACAAAAUAUGAUAUUGAUAAUUUUAUUUAAAUUCCAAGUGGAUAGAAAAUUGGAAAUUAUGAAUUCUAGAUUUCAAAUUAGGUUAUUUUAAAUAAGUUCUACAAUAUAAAACUCAAGAUUUUACCAAUCAACACAUUAAAUGAAGUUUAAAUUGAAAAAGAAGAUGCUUUAUGUAUACUUGACUUAUCAGAUUAGAUCAACAAAGACAAUAUAAUUAUUCAUAAGGUUAUUUAAGAAGUACAAUAAAUAGCAUACAACACUAGUAGUCAAUCUUUUGAUCUUUCAAAUCAUUCAAUAGUAUUGGAUCCUUAUUCAAAAGAAAUAUUGUUUUAGAAAUUUAAGGUCAAAUGUGAUUGUAUAAGAAAUAGGAAUUACACUUUUUAAUUCAAUGCAAAGAGUUUUACAUGCAAGAUGGGGGAAUAUUAUUUUGAAUCUUAAUGUUUAUUAUGCGACUAUAAGAAAGGGUUUUAUUCGGUAGAAGUAAGAGCGUAGAAUUGUUAAAAGGUGGAUCCAAAGUUAAUCAAAUCCAAUACAAUAAAUAAUAUUGAACUGUAUCCUGGAUAUUGGAGACCAAACAUUAGAAGUCAUUAUAUUUCUAAAUGCUAGAACAAAGUUAACAAUUGUUUAGGAGGUUGGUAGACUGGAGAUAUUUCUUGUAAAGAUGGGUCUAUUGGAGCUUUAUGCGAAGAAUGUGAUAUAUAUAAUUUUAGAGGAUUUGGAUAAUAUUUUAAAAAUAAGAAUUUUCAAUGUGAAAUUUGUAGUGAGUAUGCUGGGGAAAUCUUGUUUUCACUCUUUAUAAAUUCAAUGUAAUUAGUAUGAAUUAAUUUUAGCGCUAUUGUCUCAAUAUAUUUGACUGUCAUAAGUGUAAAUAGUGUCUUUAAGAGUUUUAAAUUACUGAAGCAAACUACUAAAUAUUAUAAGAUAAUCUUUUGCUGUAAUUUAGGUAACAGUAAUUAUGAUUUAUUAGAUCAAUCUGCGGCUCUUAUUAAAAUGAUCGUAAACUAUUGUUAGAUACUGGUUAGUAUUAAAUCAUUUCAAUCGGAUUUGUAUUUCAAUUUUAUUGAUAUUUUAAUGCCCAUAAGUAAUCCAAUAGGAAGUUCCACCUUUUCCUUUUAAUGCUAUUUUGCGAGUUCUUCAAAUAUAAAAAUAAUCUAUCUUAUGUAGAUCACGUACUUAAUAUUACCGGCAAUCUAUUAUCUAUUUUUUUUAACAAGUUAUUUGAUAUUAGUGAUUGGGCAUAAGAUGAUUCUGUCUUCAACCAUCUACUUUACAGCUUUAAUCUACUUGUUUUUUUAUACUCAACCUAACAUUAUAAAGUAAUUUGGAGGAUUGAUUGCAUAUAGAACAAUAUCGAUGAUUGAUUACAUCAACAUAAACACCUCAUUUUUAUAUUAUACUUAAGAGCAUUAAAAUUGGGUACGAUUUUUUAUUGGGCCAGUUCUAUUGAUUUUCGGAGGAAUUAUACCUUUGGUUCUAUUGGCGAUACUCUACAGAUUCAGAAAAUAUUUUCAUGUUGAGAGAACUCGAAAAAUAUGGGGAUAUUUAUUUAAUGAUUACAAAGAAAAUAGUUAUUAUUGGGAAAUAAUUAAGAUAUUUUAGCGAGAAGUAAUAAUGUUAUCGUUAAUAAUCAAUGAGGAAAGAGUAAUCUUGAAAAGUGUCCUCACGCUUCUAGUUUUGAUACUAUAUUUCUUUAGUUUCCUUUACUUCCAGCCCUACAACCUUUAAGCUUUAAAUCGAUUCGAAUAAGAAAGUAUUCUAUUAUGUGGAAUCAUUAUUAUUUUAAGUUCUCUUCAUUUUUAAUCUACCCUUACUGAAUAGGGAAACCUUGAUAUAGCCCUUUAGAUCCUAUAAAUUAUUUUUUCAUUAUACUUUAUUUACACUAUUGUAAAAAAAGUAGUUCUCGUCUAUUAUACUAAGUAUGAUGAAAGACUUGAUUCAAUAAGAAUGAAGAUUUUAUAGAAAUACCCACAGAUAAAAUACAUGUGUCCAGGGUUGAAGAAUAUUUUAGUUUUGAGGAGUGAAAGAAAGAAAAUUGCACUUUCUCGAUUUCAAUUGAUUAAAAAAGCGUUAAUUUAGAAAAGAAUAAACAAAAAAUAAAAAAUGAUCCAUUGCAAAUAGGUUUCUUAACCAAGUCCCUUAACAUUAGAAACUUGGUGA